Molecule: messenger RNA, 4558 nt
Organism: Drosophila bipectinata
Lineage: Eukaryota; Metazoa; Arthropoda; Insecta; Diptera; Drosophilidae
Source: RefSeq, a predicted model, not a curated record
UUGACACAGCCACACUGCGCCCAUUCUUCGUUCGCUCACUGCAAUAUUUAUUGCAAAAAAAAUGUGAAAAUCUAUAGACUCGUUAAAAAUAGUGCUCAAUCAUACGCAUCGGAUGGCCGCGGAGGCGUGGGCAACAAAAUCCGGGGAAAUGCAGCGUGAGAAAGUCGCGAAAAACGAUGAUAUCUAGUCAAGGAAAUGUAAACGUUAUUGGAAGGGGAAGAGCAGAGACGAGGCUAAACCAACAACAACAACAACAUUAGAGGGGGGGAAAUAAAAUGAAAAACGCAAAUUAAAAGUGACACGCAGAAACAAAAAGUUUCAUUUAUAAUAUAAACAAUAUACUAGAGUGCAGCGAAAUUAUAAAUACAAGUGACCACAAACAAAUCAAGUGUGAGCAAAGAGUGCGUAUGUGUGGGUGACGUUUCCCUAUACCCCUCUCAGUCGCUCCCUCGCAACAUUAUUGUUGUGGGGUUGAAAAGGAAUUGCCUGCAUAACGGUUAACGCGUGACGUCCGAUCCAAACAGCAGUCAAGUGCACCCACCCACACCACCCCCAGCACCAAAAACACCCAAACAAUAAAUUCCAUUUAAAGAGACAGAGAAAGAUCUCUCUGUUUUCCCAGUACCAGGUCCAUCAUGAUGGACAACGACGAUACCCUGCUCAACAAUGGUGGGCCUCAGUCUGGGGCGGAGACCGUUUACGGGACGGAGGAAAACAACAUGGUCAUGUCGGAGAAGAAUGAAGAGGUUGUCAGCAUCGUCCAACAACUGGCUGGGAGCAUUUAUCAGGAGUUCGAACGGAUGAUCAAUCGGUAUGACGAGGAUGUGGUGAAGAACCUGAUGCCCCUGUUGGUGAACGUGCUGGAGUGCCUGGACGCCUCCUAUCGCAUCAAUCAGGAGCAGGACGUGGAGGUGGAGCUGCUUCGGGAGGACAACGAGCAGCUGGUGACACAAUAUGAGCGGGAGAAGAGUGCCCGAAAACAGUCCGAACAGAAGCUACUGGAGGCCGAGGAUCUGGCUGAGCAGGAGAACAAGGAGCUAGCCACCAGACUGGAGUCGGUGGAGAGCAUUGUGCGAAUGCUAGAGUUGAAGCACAAAAACAGUCUGGAGCAUGCCAGCCGCCUGGAGGAGCGAGAAGCGGACCUCAAAAAGGAGUACAACAAGCUGCAUGAACGGUAUACGGAACUGUUCAAGAACCAUGUGGACUAUAUGGAGCGCACCAAGAUGCUGAUGGGCUCCACCCACUCCCAAAUGAGCACCGCCUCCGAUCGCAUGGAAGUGAGCCGAGCGCGACUGAAUCCAGUUGCCAGAAGCUCGGGUCCCGUCUCCUAUGGAUUCGCCUCGCUGGAGAACUCUGUGAUGCUGGACACCGAGACCAUCUGCAGUGUGGGCAGCCAGUCGGACGACUCGGGACCACCAUCGCUGCAGAACGAGCUGGACAGCCUGGCUGGGACGGUGGAGCGCGGAGCUGCCACCGAUGCGCUGCAGCAACAAAAUCAGGCCACCUCGCCCCAGAGCCCCGACAGUCCUGUUGUGCCAAAUGUGCCCGCUAAUGUUGGUCGAUCGACCACCAAGAAGGAGCAGAGGUCGGACAACAAUCUCUAUCAGGAGCUGUCCUUCCAGGACAAUGAGGAGAGUGAGGAGAAUGAGAUUGUGACAGGCAGCUGGGUACAUCCCGGAGAGUACGCGUCCUCAGCUAACGACAACUAUUUCGGCAUGGGCAAGGAGGUUGAGAAUCUCAUCAUGGAGAACAAUGAGCUGCUGGCCACCAAAAACGCCCUCAAUAUUGUCAAGGACGAUUUAAUUGUCAAAGUGGAUGAGCUGACGGGUGAGAUAGAGAUUGUGCGGGAGGAGCUGAAUGCCAUGCAGCAAUCCAGGACUAAGCUGCGGCAGCGCAUCAGCGAGCUGGAGGAUGAGCUGAAGAAGGCCAAGGAGCAGGUCAAGCAGCAGAGCACCGAGCAAGAGGAGAACGAUGUGCCACUGGCGCAGCGCAAGCGUUUCACUCGCGUGGAAAUGGCCAUGGUGCUGAUGGAGCGUAACCAGUAUAAGGAGCGUCUGAUGGAGCUCCAGGAGGCAGUCCGUCUCACAGAAAUUCUACGAGCCACCCGGACUGUUGACAAUUUGGACAAGAAGUCGAAGCAAAGCAUUUGGAAGUACUUUAGUAAUCUUUUUACCCCCUCCAACCGCCCGACGGAACGCGUCGCGGACGGUCUCGGAGGGGGGCCAAUGUUUCGUCACACCGGCGGAGGAAGCCCUGCCCAUAGCCAUGGAUCUCCCAGUCGAGGUGGAGGAGGCGACAAUCGCCUUACCCUAACCAGCGGCCAGCCACCCGUUCACCCGGCCAGUGCCGGUCUGGCCAAUGCCCUCAUUCUGCCCAAGGACUAUGCCGAAGAGGGCGGCUCGGAACGGAUAAGUGCACGUCGUCGAGAGCAGUAUCGACAACUGCGCGCCCAUGUCCAGAAAGAGGACGGCCGGCUGCACGCCUACGGCUGGAGUUUGCCGAUCAACAAGGCCAAUCAGGAGGCGAAUCCCAGCCGGCAUUCCGGCGGCGUACCGGUCCCAGUUUACUGUAAUCCCCUGGCGGAAGCGUCGCCCCACAUGAAGGUGUUCUGCGCCGCGGGCGUGAAUCUUCACGGGGGCUUCACCAAGGACGGGCAAUCCCUGAUACCUGCCAAUUCACCGUAUGCACCGAAAUCCACGCUGAAGAUAGCCGAGAUCACAAGCCCCACGGCGGAGCACAGUGUGGAGGCGCUGGACAGGCAGAUGGCACGCGCCAGCUUGGAGACCCUGGAGCCGGAGACACAGCUCAGCUCGUUUGUGUGGAUUUGUACGAGCACCCAUGCCGCCAGCACCGUCAGUGUGGUGGACGCCAACCAGUCGGCCACCGUGCUGGACGCCUUUCCCAUAUGCUCCUCGCAUCUGCUAUGCAUAGCCUCGGUCCAGGGGGCAAUGGAGAGCGACUACGCCCUGCUGGAGCAGUCGGAGGUGGUCAAGGCGGGCGAGAUGCUGCAGAGGCCGGGCGAAGGACCAGAGCUCCUGGGCAAGGUGGAGUUUGUGCGAGUGAAACCAAAGACAGAGGACGAACAGAAGCAGCAGCAAGAGGAGGAAGAGGCCAAGGAAGCCACCGAGAAGUCCAACGAGCAGAUGCCAGUCGUCGAUGCCGAGGAGCCUCUUGGCAAUGUGGAAGCCAUCAAGAUACGCCAGGCCCUCCCUGGAGCUCCCCAACGCCUGCCCGCCGAUGGCGUCAAUCAGGCCAAUAACAACAACAAUAGCAACAGUGUAGUGUUUGCCACAAAAUCGCUGAACCCCAUUCUGGGUACCAAGGAGCGCGAGGAGCCUGCCAUGAGCUCGGUGGGACCCACCAUGUGGAUGGGAGCCCAGGACGGUUGGUUGUACGUGCACAGCAGCGUGGGAAGGUGGCACGAGUGCCUGCACAAGGUUCAGCUGCCGGACGCUGUCCUGGCGAUUGUGCAUGUGGAAGCGAGGGUUGUUGUGGCGCUGGCCAAUGCCCAGCUGGCCGUGUUCCGCCGCCAGACAGACGGCCAAUGGGAUCUGAAUAGCUAUCACCUGGUGACGCUCGGUGAUCGCAACCAUUCGAUACGUUGCCUCUGUGUGGCCGGCGAGCGCAUUUGGGCGGCCCAUCGCAACAAGAUCUUUAUCGUUGACCCUGUAUCGCUCAACAUUGUGCAUUCGCUGGACGCUCAUCCGCGCAAGGAGAGCCAAGUGCGUCAAAUGGCGGCCACCGGGGCUGGAGUCUGGGUGUCCAUAAGACUGGACUCUACGCUGCGGCUGUACAAUACCCACACCUUCGAGCACAAGCAGGACGUUGACAUUGAGCCGUAUGUGUCCAAGAUGCUCGGCACCGGCAAGCUCGGCUUCAGCUUUGUCCGCAUCACUGCUCUGAUGGUGUCCUGCAACAGGCUGUGGAUCGGCACCAGCAACGGGGUGAUCAUCUCAGUGCCACUGGCUGAGGUGCAGCAGAAGUCAUCAUCCGAUCCCCAUGGACAGAUGCCGCUGUGUUGUAUGGCCAACGCUCAACUCUCCUUCCAUGGUCAUCGGGAUGCCGUCAAGUUCUUUGUUUCGGUGCCGAUGCUGCAGCAGCCGAACCUUAAUGGGGGACUGACCUUCACCAACAAGCGACCCGAUAUGCUGGUCAUGUGCGGUGGCGAGGGUUACAUCGAUUUUCGCAUAAGAAAUGAUAAGUACGAUGCUAGCGAUAAUGCAGCGCACUUGAUAGUUUGGAAAGUCGAUACAACCUUCAAUCUGUAGCAGGAAGUGUACCACUCCUACCACUCCUACAUCGGAUGGCGUCAAAGACGUGACCUGAACUGAAACUGAAUUAAGCUCCUAAAAAGGUUUAAGCAAGUCCCAUUUAUAAUUUAUUUCUUGUUUCUAUCGGCACCAAUAUAUUACCGCCUUUAUCCAAAAGACUGCAAACCAGUACCAAUUACUAUUCGGUUUUGCGGAUGCGGAUCUUAACUCAUUCCGUGUAGUGUCUAAGCACAAAUCACAAUUUCAAGCCGCACAAAGUCUUCAUGGUGUACCGUGUCCUUUGUCCC